AUACCAUUGGAUUCAGACGUUAGACAACACUGACUGCUCACAUAACCUGCCGACAGAAAUUAUUUAGCCGAAACCCAAAACAUUAGCAAGAUGCAUCUCACACGCCUCGUCCUGCGCCAAGUCACCCGGAAAGUGCAGCUGCAGCGAUUGUACAGCUCAGCUCCGGCAGCCGCUGUUUCUGGAGCGGAGAAACUGGUGCCUCCGACAGCGGAGGGUGCAGCCAAGCCACCUAAUCCCAAGCUCGACAGCAUCGUCAACAAUAUCGCCGCUCUUAACCUGCUCGAGGUCUCCGAACUGAGUACCCUCUUGAAACAGAAACUUAACCUGCCAGAGACCGCCUUCGCUCCCCAGUUUGCCGCUGGUCCGGCACGUGCUGCCCCAGCUGAGGAGGAGGAGGAAGCGGCGCCCAAAAAGGUGCAGACCUCUUUCAAAGUAAAGCUGGUCAAGUUCGACGAGAAGCAGAAGGUGGCGCUAAUUAAGGAAGUGAAGAACCUGCUCGAAGGCAUGAACCUUGUCCAGGCCAAGAAGUUUGUGGAGAGUGCCCCCACCAUUGUGAAGGAGGACAUUCCCAAGGAGGAAGCUGAGAAGCUGAAGGAAGCACUGGCGAGGGCGGGAGCCGUCAUCGAAAUCGAGUAGGACUCUUGAUGCGACUUAGGACCUUCGUUUUUCUAAUCUGCGUUUAGCUGCUAGUUAUUGUUUUAAUAAAAAGCCAGGCAACAUUUGCUGUAAAAUAA
This is a messenger RNA of Drosophila bipectinata, 734 nucleotides long. RefSeq names its product mitochondrial ribosomal protein L12 (gene mRpL12). The record is from RefSeq and is a predicted model, not a curated record. Gene Ontology annotation, cellular component: mitochondrial large ribosomal subunit; ribosome. Lineage: Eukaryota; Metazoa; Arthropoda; Insecta; Diptera; Drosophilidae. Gene Ontology annotation, molecular function: structural constituent of ribosome; mRNA binding. Gene Ontology annotation, biological process: translation.